Molecule: messenger RNA, 903 nt
Organism: Lepus europaeus (European hare)
Lineage: Eukaryota; Metazoa; Chordata; Mammalia; Lagomorpha; Leporidae
Product: regenerating islet-derived protein 3-alpha-like
Exons: 6
Coding region: 1-903 (300 amino acids)
Biological process (GO): positive regulation of cell population proliferation; response to peptide hormone; venom-mediated disruption of cell wall in another organism
Molecular function (GO): oligosaccharide binding; peptidoglycan binding; signaling receptor activity
Source: RefSeq, a predicted model, not a curated record
AUGCUGCUUCCCAUGGCCCUCCCAAGAAUGUCCUGGAUGUUGCUCUCCUGCCUGAUGCUACUGACUCAGGUCCAAGGUGAAGACGUCCAACAGGAUAUGGCCUCUCCAAGGAUCAACUGUCCCCCGGGCAGUAAGGCCUAUGGUUCCCACUGCUAUGCCAUCUUUGUUAAUCCAAAAUCCUGGGUGGAUGCAGAUCUGGCCUGCCAGAAGAGGCCCUUGGGUAGCCUCGUGUCUAUUCACAGCGCAGCCGAGGCAUCCUUCGUGUCCUCCCUGAUCCGGAGCACUGUGAACUCCCACAGAAACAUCUGGAUGGGGCUCCAUGACCCCACACAGGGCACUGAGUCCAAUGGAGAAGGAUGGGAGUGGAGUAGCACCGAUUUGCUGCAAUACACUGCCUGGGAGAGAAACCCUUCCACUGCCUCGGAUCGAGGUUACUGUGGAAGCCUGACGUAUGCCUCAAAAUUUCUUAGGUGGAGAGAUUUUAACUGUGAUUUUCAGCUUCCCUAUGUCUGCAAGUUCAAGGAGACCGUCCCCCUUCUGCUGGUGCCGCCCCCAAAGGCCCAAAAUGGGCAGAGGGAGGGCCAAAGCCAGGAGGCGGGGAGGUGGGUGACGUGGGGAGGAGGUGGAGUAGGGCUGCAUGAGCAGGAGGCUGGAACGCAGAAGUAUCCAGGAACUUACAUAAGGAACUCAAGAGGUGACGCCAGUGGCUCCCAUCCUCAGCUUGUGGUUUCUUUGCGCACUCUGGCUGCAAAUCAGCUGUACUUAAGAUCAACUCAUUCCAUUCAGAGUGCCACUUCACAGAGUGACUGGGUUCGAUUCCCACCUCCUUCCACGAACCCAGCAUCAGCAUGGGUCCCAAGCUUCCGGCUUCUAACAGAAGCACCUGUGUGGGCUUGGGGCUAG